Messenger RNA from Acromyrmex echinatior (Panamanian leafcutter ant), 5831 nucleotides. It is a transcript of the gene raskol, whose product is annotated as Ras GTPase-activating protein raskol. NCBI's taxonomy places the organism in Eukaryota, Metazoa, Arthropoda, Insecta, Hymenoptera, Formicidae. The record is from RefSeq and is a predicted model, not a curated record. Gene Ontology annotation, biological process: regulation of GTPase activity.
GCGACGAAGAAAUAUUCCAAGUCAGCGCGACGAAAGGACCGUCACGAAAAUCCAAGAGAGAAGGACACAAAGACUGAAGAAGAAGAAAUGUAAUCAUUGUUAUUACCGCGACCCUGAAGAUCGUAUGUGACUUGGGUCCAUCCGCGAGGACGAGAGGACGAGAGGGUAUUCUAAGAGGCACAUUAUCUUGAUAGCCAGUAAGUACCCUUGACAUCGCGCCCUGCAGUCGAUACCGAGAAGACAUUCGAUACGCAAAAAUGCGGUAGCGCAGAGUCGAAGAGCGAAUUGGAGCCAAUCGAGACCUAGUAUGGCGCGAUAGUCGUUGCAAUGCGUGUGGCUAUCUACUUACUACGAACAAUGCGCCACAAGAUAAAAUAAACGUCAACACAAACGUGACAGAUAAAAAGCGCAGAGCUCGGCUGACAAUAUAGCGUCGACAUCCUUUCGUGUGUGAAGAGAAACUGAAACGCACUGAUAAUUCGUGCCAAAUAAGCAUGAUAGCUUCUCACGAUAAUCGGACGCAAUUCGUGCCGUGAACUAAACGUGAAUCCCACGUCGUUUCGAGGAGAUUUGGGAAAUGCAAAGACAUGCUGACCACUGAGAAUCCUGAAGAAUCGCCAAAGCGGCGAUCUACGUUCUACGUGCCAUUGGACGGCAGCGAGUCGGUGCGGCAACCGAUUACAAAACUGACUAAAGGCCACUCAGCAGAUGGCAGUUGUGAAAAAUUUGCCUGCAACACCUUUCCCAUCGGCAGCACGUCGAAGACGCCAACGUCCGGGUCGCUUACGCGCACUUUGAGCAACAAUGAUGGCUUUACAUCGAGGAGAAAUGCAGAUGAGACGUUACCCGAGGUGAGAGGGAAGGUGCAGUCGUUGACGAGAAUCUUCGAGACGUCCAAGUGCGAACGGCCGCCCGGGACGUCCAGUGGUCAAACGGAACAGAGGAAGAAAGUCGAGAGAACGAGGUCGUUCAAGACUAUCGAGCGAUUCCAAAGCCGGUUCACCGGCAGGAAGGACUCCAGCAAUAGGAAGGAUAAUCGUUUGAACAACACCAUUGCCUGCUUCGAGGUGGAGAACGAUGCCGGAUGUAGGAAGAAGCCGACGAAUGCCGACGAAGAGAAACCCGCGGCGAGAAUCGUCAUCGAGUCAGCUCCGAAGUCGGCUGGAUCCAGCCGCGAGCAUAGAAUCAGCCAUCAGGAGCCCAGGAUUAAGCAGAACACGACUCUCACGAAUCUUCUGAUCCGUAGGACUCACAGCACCAAGUUGGCGAGGAGCAACAGCACGUUGGUACGGCUCGGAAGGCACGCUUCCGUCGAUAGUCCUUGCACCGUUGAGAAAACGGAUGUUCGUGCAAAUAACGAUAGGUUCAAGAACGAAGAGACCACCGAGGAUCCCGCUGUCGCUGAUGAUGAAUGCAUCGAGUCGUCCGUCUUCGAGGACGCCGAUAUCGAUGGCGGAAUACACUCAGAUACAUCGUAUGAGAAGGCUUGUCGAAGGGGUAGCGCGCCCGCCACUCCCGUGCUUGGCGCACGACCCCUGGAUGUCACCCCAAACAGGAUUGUUAAUUUCUUCUCGAAGCGAUCGUUCCGGUCGAACCCUCUGAAGAGAACGAAGAGCGUAACAAAGCUCGAGCGGCAAAAGCAACGGGGCGCCGGUCUCCGAGGAUGCCGUUCACACGAGUCUCUGCUGUGCGGUCAGGCGGUGACCUCGAUGGACCUCGCAGCGGUGACGCCGCUGCAUCCGAGUCUCCUCGGCAGGCCACACUGCUUCCAGGUCACGCCGAGUACUGGCGGGCCGAAGUAUUUCAGUUGCAAAACCGCUCACGAACGGGACCAGUGGUUGCUCAGCUUAAGGAAAUCCGUUCAGCCGGAUGCGGAACAGACACGUCGAACGGACAAUUCGCUGCAGAUUUGGUUACUGGAGGCGAAGGGCGUGCCUGCGAAGAAGCGAUAUUUUUGCGAGGUCUGUCUCGACAGCACCUUGUAUGCGCGAACAACUGCCAAGCUGAAGGCCGACUUGUGCUUCUGGGGCGAGCACUUCGAUUUCCAUCAUUUACCUUCUGUCAAUACCAUCCAGGUGAACCUGUACAGGGAAGCAGACAGGAAAAAGAAGAGAGACAAAAAUGUUUUAAUCGGUUCCGUCAGUAUACCAGUACACAAUGUGACAUCGCGUUACUUAACAGAGAAAUGGUAUACCGUAGUAGGUGACAAGGGACCUCUCAAAGAUCCUCCUGCACUAAGAGUAAAGUGCCGGUUUCAGUCCGUUGACAUAUUGCCGGUUCAAGUGUAUCAAGAGUUUCUGGAAUAUCUGAAAACUGAUUACGCGUCGCUAUGCGAAAAAUUGGAACCCGUCAUCGGCGUCAAGGCGAAAGAAGACAUCGCGACUGCCUUGGUAGCAGUGAUGCAACGGGAGAAAAAAGCGCCGCAAUUCCUCGCUGAUCUCGUCAUGAUGGACAUUCAUCGAAUAGAUGAUGAAAGACUCACUUUUCGAGGGAAUUCCUUAGCCACGAAGGCAAUGGAAGCUUACUUGAAAUUGACCGGGGACAGAUAUUUACAAGAGACUCUGGGAGCCGUUGUGAGAGGAGCAGUCGAAGGCGGCGAUUGCGAAGUGGAUCCACUCAAGGUCGCUUCCGUCGCUGCGUUGCACAAACAACAGCAGAACCUUCGCAACGCCGUAGAGCUGGCUUGGAGCAGAAUAUUAUCAAGCCACGCUCAUUUUCCGCUAGAAUUACGCGAGUGCUUCCGCAUUUUCCGUGAACGUCUGGCCGAUCUGGGCCGCGAGGACAUUGCAGACAAUCUUAUCUCCGCAUCGAUCUUUCUAAGAUUCCUUUGUCCUGCCAUUCUCAGUCCGUCUCUCUUCAACAUUACGCACGAAUAUCCGAAUGAGAAAGCAGCGAGAAAUCUCACUCUGGUUGCGAAGACGCUUCAAACGCUUGCGAACUUUACGAGAUUCCAAGGCAAGGAAAAUUUCAUGGAAUUUAUGAAUGAUUUACUUGAACGCGAAGCUCCGUCUAUGAAGAAUUUCUUGCAGCUAAUUAGCAGUCCACUACCAAAGGAUGCACCAACUAAUAACUCGCUUGAAUUUGAUGGCUACAUAGAUCUGGGCAAACAAUUGUCUCUGCUGCAUGCUCUUUUACGAGAAAGUGUGGCAACGGUAGCUCCAUCCUCGCCAUCAAUGCCACCAUCGCGAUUACCCGAGAUCCUUGAUAGAAUCUCCAUAGCUCUGGAUCAACCAGGUCCGAGUCCCGUCCCCCCCACACAUCGUUAUCCGAACUUACAAAAUAAUAUUUUCCGCUACAAUGAUCCGACGAUCGCCAACAGCAACUCGAAUCUCUCCCUUUCGGCCACGUCGACACUGAGCAAUCACAGUACUAUAAACGGCACGAUCAGAGAUAGCAAUGAAGUGCUGCAAACCAACACUCUAGGUCACAAUAGUUCGCGCAGUCCAAACGUCACAAGAGCAGCGACUCUACCGCGAAACGCUUACAUGCCAACGAACGGCAAGUUGCAGCUGCAAAUCAACUCAGACGAUUAUCCUUUGGAGCCGCCGGCGUUCGUGUCGCGUUCGCCAACACCAAUCACGCGGCAACAUAGGCCACUUGGUCCCAAUCGAUCUGGACCAGGUUAUAGACUGACAGCCAGCGCGAGCCUGGCAAACGUCAAUCACUGCCAGACUCAUCCAGCAAGCCCCACGCGUUCCGAAAGUCACAACAAUUUGAAAGAUUCCAAUUAUAAUAUCACCACGUCGCCUCAAAACAUCCAGUCGAGUAACGGUAGUAUUGUUUCUCAGCAGCAACAGCAGCAGCAACAGCAUCGGCAUAACAUCGCACGUCUCGCGCAAAAUCUUGAUAUUCACGAAGAUAAUUUUAAUCAUAACAAUUACAACGUAUCGAGAUCGGCCAGCCGGAAUCAUUGUCACAAGGAAGAGAACGCUAAUCAGACCCAACAGCGCAAUUAUAACAAUGUCUCGAAGACCACAGUGAAUGCUAACGUGGUCGUUAAUCCGCCUACGAAUCUCACACUGUCAAUCAAUCAUCAGCCCAACAAUAAUUACAAUACUUCAAAGGGAAACAACGCGUCCGCUAACGGCAAUCUUGAUGAGCUAUCUGAUUUACUAAGAUACGCGGACGAUGAAGUGUCGGAAUCCAAGUCACAAAAGGGCUCGCAAAUCUCCAUCUCGCAAUUAAGCAAUGUGGCUUCCUCGGGCUAUCAAAGCUUCGCCGCUUACAGUCAGAGCUCCAGUCCAGUGGAUCUCAGCAGUAACAAUGCAAACGCGCACAUUCUCAGUACGGCGCCGUUGGCAUUUGCUAAUCCUGUUUACCACAUGGACUCGAAUCAUGCGAGAACAGGCAGACGAGGCAGCAGUAGUUCCGAAGAGAGAGAUGGUAGCGGCGGUGGCGGUGUCGACAGUGUAAGAGGCGUCGAUCUAAGCCCCUCGCCACCGCCCAAAAAUAACGUACGAAAUCAUCAGAGGAACGGUCAAAACCAAUGGCGACAAAGCAAUCAGACUCACAGAAAUAACUCAGAGCACGCGCAGGAUGUUUGCUGCACGAAGCUCCGAAGAAGACUCUCCCUCGAUUCUACAAGAGAUCUGUCGGACACCAGUGAGGAAGAAAAUUGCACCACCAGGAGAAGCAAGUCUCGCAGUCAUCGAAGUAUCGAUCAGUACGAAGUGGAUCUGUAUGAGGUGGAGAGGCUACAGAAUAGCGUAGAUCGGCUGCGAUUGCGCGCGCGAUUAGGUGCCAACGAGGAUGCUGAUUUAGAUCUCGCGUCUGACACCAACAUGAAGAGCAUCAUUUCCAGGUUAAUCUCCGUGGAGGAGGAACUACGUCGCGAACAGCAGAAGAUGUCGGCGGCGUUGUCGUACAAGCAGCGCGUGAUCGACGCGCAGGAACAGCAAAUAGCUGCCCUGGGUGCUGCGAACUCGCGUCUCAUGUCGACAAACGCGAGCCUGCUUUCGGCGCUGAGCAAGCAACGCUACAAUGCCAAAUCCCAGGCCAACAGUGAAGCUGCACCGCUACUACAGAAUAUCGCCGAUAUCGGUGAGCUUAAAAGCUCAUCGUGUUAAGCGACGUUAGAUCGAGAAUCAAGAAAACGAGAAGGAAUCCUUGAAUGGAGAAAACGUUUUCUUUGAGAAGUCUUGUGCUGCAAUACGCAUUAUAAAUGGUGUCAUUAAUGACGACAUUUAUCCUCUCUGAAUAAUCUUGCAGCACCUCUAUGAGGUAGUCGAUUUGUUGCAAGAGAGAUGAGAAUUCCGAACUAAUCAUUAGUUAAAUCUAUGCGAAUUAACGUCGUUCGAAGAAAAUAAAGGAAAAUUAUUCAGAGAAGCGUGAGGAAAGCAUGGAUCUUCUUUGAUUGCAAUUCGUGAAUUCCACGAGUCGUUUAAUCGACGCUCAUUACCUUUCGAUCUUGAGAUUACGCGCUCGAAAAAAAAUUUUAAACGUUCAGCGCGAAUGAAUAGACCCGGUGUCGACCUGGACUCGCGAAACUCGAGGAUGCGGAGUAUCGUGCUAGAAAACAAUAUAGACUGCGACAUAAGAGAGAAUGGCGUGCGAGAAAUAGAGGCUAUUUAGUAAAUAGGCAGACCGAAUAAGUAAACAACUUUCGUCGAAUUUAUAUAAUGUGACAUAGCGUAAGCUAGGUUUAUUUGUACGCGAGUAAGAAGAAAAUCCACGGCUCAUCCAAGGUUCGAUCAUGGAAAUGACGCCCUGAUUGCUUGAAUGACGAUCGACUCGCGACAGUGCUGACCAGUGAAAUGAAUAUUUGUGACUGCGAGUCUCCCAACGGCGACUUUGCUUCGUUCGAUAUGAACGAAACGAAAGUGGCAACGAGA